AUGCUGUCUCCAUCGCCUUCCUCGAACACGAACUGUCCAGAUCCGUCUUUUUCCAAGGCCAGUGGACUACGUUCUCUGAUGGGAAUACGCAAAGCAAGAAGCUGCUCCCCUCUGCCCACCAGCGCCAGUAUUUUGUCUUCGCAGGAUUUGACCAUCAGUGCACCCAGUUCGGAUCCUGUCACUCCUGCGUCUCCCGUUUUUGAUGGCCCGGCAAUGUCACAUAAGCGCACUGGGUCUACGGCAACUUCUCAUUCGGCUCGCUCUACACGCUCGGUCCGCUCGAGUUGUAUUUCCAGCCCUCUGGCGUCUCCCAAUCUAGGAAGCCGGCACUUCUCCGGUCUCCCCGGCACGCUGGGAUGGCUACGCAGCACGCACUUUGAACUCUGGAUUGACCAAGAUAACUCACGCACGUUCCGUCCCGUCUUCAAGCUCACCGGAUAUACCAAUGACUCAUCAGAAGACCAUGAGGCUUACCUGGUGAACGCCUUAACCUUCGGCCUUGCUGACUUCAUGCCCGUGACUCGACAAGAAUUUCUUGUCAACGCUGUCAGCAAGACCGAUGCCACGCUCACUCUGCGAAGGCUAACAAUGGCUGGGGACGAAUCCAAGGACUACAUUUCUCAGGUUGCGUCGCUGCCCACGGAUGAAGAUGGCGUCUACAGUGUCUCGGGAGUCGAGCUAUUCGAUGUACAGGCUAGCUUGGCGCCGCUCGCCUUGCGGUGGAAGUUCGAGUACUUUGUGCACAAUGCCCUCGAUGCGAGCGCGUCAGAAGGACGAUUCUUCACCCCGUUGCGGUUCUCUUGUUCGCCGGGCUUGCUCCAUCCAACUCAUGGCAAGAAGAAAACCAGACUCAUGGAACUAUUCACAAGAACCCCUUCUGCUAGGUUGCGUGCGGAGAAAAUGUCCGCUCCUAAACCAGGACCUUCGCUGAUCGUCGCCACGGGCUCCCCGCUCUCAAAGCGUUCAUCGGGUCUGAGACCGUUGUAUAAGGACGACCACUCUCCUGGGCCUGGAGCCAGUUCCUUUGACCGUCAAUCGGGAGAAGGACAGGUUGCAGAUCACUCCGUGACCUCUACGGUGCCAGGCUAUAGUCUUCGACGAUCUCCAAAGCUGGCAUACUGCAUCACCCCACCCUCGACCCUCACUGAGCUGAUGUCUACUUUUACCGACACCGAUAUUAACCUCCCUCCGCGUCCUUCGUACUCCAGUUUGAAGUACGAUUUACCUUGA
This is a messenger RNA of Postia placenta MAD-698-R-SB12, 1230 nucleotides long. RefSeq lists its product as hypothetical. The coding region runs from base 1 to 1230 and encodes 409 amino acids. NCBI's taxonomy places the organism in Eukaryota, Fungi, Basidiomycota, Agaricomycetes, Polyporales, Adustoporiaceae. The transcript has a single exon. The record is from RefSeq and is a predicted model, not a curated record.